GUGUUAAUUUGUCGCAUCAUUUCUUAAACACUGAUGGUGACAGGUGAUCAGUCUCGUUCUUUUUCUGACACGAGUUAUUUGCAAAAAUCAUGCACAAUUUCUACAGAUCCUGUCAUUUUUCUUUUCUUUUCCGCUUCUCUCCUUUUCAUUGUGAUUGCUUUCAUAUACGAUGGCCAUCGCCGAUGUAGGAAAUCGAAGAUACAACCGCUUUGAUCCGUCUGAAUAGAUAUAAAUGGCUGAUAAAGAUCAUGUUAUUGCGAGUGGUAAGAUGUUCUGCAUCAUCUGAAACUGUCUCAGCAAUCAGGAAUUUGUCAGAAUGAACGCUGUGCAGAAACAUGGGCUUGCUUCUGGAUUGGCGGGAGGAUAUUGCAACGGAAAAGCGAAAAAAAGAGUUUACAAUUGUUCCUCUCUACCCAGAUGUUCAGUUGGAAGCAACAGUUUUAACAUCUUGAACAAUUCUCAUCUGUCUCUGAAUCACGCAAAGUUGCCAUCUCUAACGACAUGUAGAAAACGCACCAUCUCUGUUGCCAACAGUCACUCGAUUUCAGAGUAUGGCGCGAGUCCAGAUAACGCCGACGAAAGGUUCGAUGGGAAAAAAGGGCAUUCUCUCGAUAGCGUUAAGGAGGCUAUUGUCAAGUUGGCAGUUGAUCUUGGUGGACUGCAUCCCGGAAGUGUUAGAAGUGAGCUUAUACUUCUUGCUUUACCGGCUGUUAUUGGGCAAGCUAUUGAUCCGUUGGGACAACUGAUGGAAACUGCAUACAUUGGUAGAUUAGGUCCUUUGGAAUUAGCUUCAGCUGGUGUUGCUGUCUCACUCUUCAACAUUAUAUCAAAGAUUUUUAACAUUCCUCUGUUGAGUAUCACAACUUCAUUCGUUGCAGAAGACAUUUCAAGAAAUGCAACUGGGCAAUCUAUCUCAGAUGAGAAUUUUCAGGAUGAGCUAAUUACUGGUGCAAUUGAAGAAAGGUUGAAACUACCAUCUGUUUCUUCUGCCUUACUCUUAGCUUUUGGCAUUGGCACAAUCGAAGCCUUGGCUAUGUUUUUUGGUUCAGGAUUGUUUCUCAAUAUGAUGGGUGUAUCGCCAGCAUCACCAAUGCGUAGGCCAUCCCAGCUGUUUUUGUCCUUAAGGGCCUUAGGUGCUCCUGCAGUUGUAGUUUCUUUGGCGGUUCAAGGUGUCUUCCGUGGUUUCAAGGAUACGAAGACUCCCCUACUCUAUAUAGGCUUGGGCAAUCUCUCAGCUAUAGUUCUACUUCCUCUCCUCGUAUAUUCUCUCCGUCUUGGCAUAACUGGAGCUGCUAUUGCUACUGUUGCAUCGCAGUAUAUAUGUACCUUCUUACUUAUUUGGUCACUUAGUAAAAGAGCAGUUAUUCUUCCUCCAAAGAUUGAAGAGUUGGAAUUUGGCGGAUAUAUAAAAUCUGGGGCCUUGCUGUUAGGGAGAACUCUUUCAAUACUAAUAACUCUGACACUCGGCACAUCAAUGGCUGCUCGACAAGGCCCACUGGCUAUGGCUGCUCACCAAAUUUGUAUGCAAGUGUGGUUGGCUGUAUCUUUACUUUCAGAUGCAUUGGCUGUUUCUGCUCAGGCAUUAAUCGCAAGCUCUUUUGCCAAAUUUGACUACAAAAGAGUGAAGGAGACUACGUACUUAGUCUUGCAGACAGGAUUGGUCAGCGGUAUAGUUUUAGCUGUUGGCAUGUGUGCAACUUUUGGCAGUCUCGCAAAAUUAUUCACUAAUGAUCCUGAAGUUUUACAGAUUGUUAACACCGGCGUGCUGUUUGUCUGUGCCAGUCAACCAAUUAAUACUCUUGCUUUUAUUGCCGAUGGUCUCCAUUAUGGUGUCUCAGAUUUCUCCUACGUAGGUUGGUCUACGAUGGUGGUUGGAGCAAUAUCUUCCCUAGUUUUGCUUGUUGCUCCAUCUAUAUUUGGCCUUGCGGGUGUUUGGGCGGGCUUGACUCUCCUCAUGGGCUUGCGCAUGGUUGCGGGAAUUUUGAGAUUGUGCUGGAAAUCAGGUCCGUGGUGGUUUCUGCACCAGGAAGUUCCGACAUACGAGCCCAUACCAACUUCAGAUUCCAUGUUGCAAAUAGAUGCCGAGUGGGAAUCCAAGGUUGAAUUGCAGCCUGAAAAGGUGGACUACACUUACGCAAUCACUACUGAAUGAAACCAAAUGCUACCUCAGGUGAAUUGAAACAGAGAGAUAGAGAGAUAGUAUUCUUUUGUCGAAGAGUUCGAUUACCCGAAGUAUAAUUCGGAAUACAUUUGAACUUGUAAUAACUGGUUUAGUUCGGGACCACGGUAUCACCUGUACAGGGAUAUUGUUUUGAUUUUUUAUUCUUUUUGCUUCUUUAUUGAAGUUCCAUUUUUCUUUUCUUUUUUUUGUUUCAGGAAGAUAAUUGUGUUGUUUCUUGAAUCAAAUGUUACUCUCAUGUGUUACAGUUGUAUGUUUUGUUGGAACAAGAAAAUAGAACAAAACUCUAUCGGUCUA
Messenger RNA from Ananas comosus (pineapple), 2476 nucleotides. Its product is annotated as protein DETOXIFICATION 45, chloroplastic-like. Gene Ontology annotation, biological process: transmembrane transport. Bases 317 to 2152 code for a protein of 611 amino acids. The record is from RefSeq and is a predicted model, not a curated record. Lineage: Eukaryota; Viridiplantae; Streptophyta; Magnoliopsida; Poales; Bromeliaceae. The transcript is spliced from 15 exons. Gene Ontology annotation, cellular component: membrane. Gene Ontology annotation, molecular function: antiporter activity; xenobiotic transmembrane transporter activity.